Molecule: messenger RNA, 1213 nt
Organism: Octodon degus (degu)
Lineage: Eukaryota; Metazoa; Chordata; Mammalia; Rodentia; Octodontidae
Product: prostaglandin-E(2) 9-reductase-like
Exons: 9
Coding region: 65-1036 (323 amino acids)
Biological process (GO): steroid metabolic process
Cellular component (GO): cytosol
Molecular function (GO): ketosteroid monooxygenase activity; steroid dehydrogenase activity; aldose reductase (NADPH) activity
Source: RefSeq, a predicted model, not a curated record
CUAUAAAUAGCCAUGCAAGCAGAAAAUAAAAGCAGAGCCUGCUCAGCAAGAGGAGUAAGGAGCAAUGGAUUGCAAUAAUCAGCGUGUGAAACUAAAUGAUGGCCGCUUCAUACCUGCACUCGGAUAUGGUACCUAUAAGCCUCAGGAGAUUCCUAACAGCAAAACCUUGGAGGGCACAAAAUUGGCAAUAGAUGCUGGGUUUCGCCAUAUUGAUACAGCAUAUGCUUACGGAGUAGAAGAGGAGGUGGGUCUGGCCAUUAACAGCAAGAUCGCAGAAGGAGCUGUGAAGAGAGAAGACAUAUUCCUCACUUCAAAGCUUUGGUGUACUUUUCAUCGACCAGAACUGGUAAAACCUAGCUUGGAAACUUCCCUAAGAAAACUUGGUUUGGACUAUGUUGAUCUCUAUCUCAUUCAUUACCCAGUGGCUAUGAAGCCAGGCGAAGACCUAUUUCCAACAGAUGAAAAAGGAAAAUCAUUACUUGAUACAGGGGAUAUAUUGGCCACAUGGGAGGCCAUGGAGAAGUGUAAGGAUACAGGAUUGGCCAAAUCCAUUGGGGUUUCUAACUUUAACCGCAGACAGCUGGAGAUGAUAUUGAACAAGCCGGGACUCAAGUAUAAGCCUGUCUGCAAUCAGGUGGAAUGCCAUCCUUAUCUCAAUCAAAGCAAACUGCUGGAUUUCUGCAAGUCUAAAGACAUUGUUCUGGUUGCCUAUUACGCUCUGGGAUCUCAAAGAGAUAAACGAUGGGUGGACCCAAGUGCUCCAGUUCUCUUGGAAGAUCCUGUCCUCUGUGCUGUGGCCAAAAAGCAUCAGCAAUCUCCAGCCCUGAUUGCUCUUCGAUACCAAGUGCAGCGUGGGGUUGUGGUUCUAGCCCAGAGUUUAAAGGAGAAGGAGAUAAAAGAGAACGUGCAGGUCUUUGGAUUCCAAUUGACUUCUGAAGACAUGAAAAUCCUAGAUGGCAUGGACAAAAAAUUUCGAUAUACACCUGCUGACUUUCUCAUUGAUGACCCUAAUUACCCAUUUUCUGAUGAAUAUUAACAUGGAGGUGGUUCCUACAAACCUGCGUGUGGAAUUUGGCGUACGAGAAAUCACAGAUGCUACUGUUGGAACACAUCACUUCUCCUUAUACCAUGUAACGUAGGAACUUGAAGUUACCUACGGCUCAUUCUAUAUUGCCACAAGAGUAUGCAAUAAAUAUCAGCAGUUUAAAAAUUA